Messenger RNA from Trypanosoma cruzi, 757 nucleotides. RefSeq lists its product as uncharacterized. NCBI's taxonomy places the organism in Eukaryota, Euglenozoa, Kinetoplastea, Trypanosomatida, Trypanosomatidae. The transcript has a single exon. The annotation marks the transcript as partial. The record is from RefSeq and is a predicted model, not a curated record.
CACGGGCAUGGGGUGGCGAGAAUUUGAACCGGAACAGCAGCAGCAGCAGCAGCAGCAGGAUUGGGAGGAUCAAACUCAGGUGGUGAAUAGGAAUACAGACUUAGAGAGCAGGCCGUCUAGUGGAAUACCGAGACCACGUUCCUCCUUAUAUGGAAACCACGGCCUUAAGGAAAACACUAACGGUUGUCACAGGAUACCCAAGGAAUCACCGCGAAGGCGAUCGAUACCGAUUUUGCACCGCAAUGAGGGCAUGGAUUUUGGGUUAGAGGAGAGUCCUGGUGCGGUCCGGCGACGUCAUCAGAUUCAAUGGAUGGCCAUUCCGGGAUGCCGUGGAACGUGCGUACUUGAUGUGCCCAUUCAUGAACUUAUUGCACAUGGCGAUGGCAAGAAAAACAUUUGGACGAAGCCGAAAUGUCUCCAGUGGGCAUUGCGGGUGGAGGAUCCCGGUGAGUGGGUGGGCAUUGGCGUCGGUGUUGGGGGCGGCCUAAAGUCGUGGUCGGCGAAUCGCACCCCCGAUUUGAGUCAUCUUUGGGUGGUGACCUGUGGCGACACUAGGUACAUAUUUAUACUCCGAGUGACAGUACACCCGAGCGUUAAACACGCAAAGCUCUCCAUUCACGAUGGAAAGGGGAAACGAAUUGAUGAUGGCCGGAUCCCUCAGUGGAAUGCAACACGUAGUUGUUACCCUCAAGUCACGUUUGGAGGCCGCAUUGGUGAAGUUUACCUCAUGGAUGGGCCUCGAUUCGUGUCGAACUGA